AUGGAGGCUACAAGCUGCGCGGCGCUGCGGCUCUGUCAGGAGCUCUCGGCAGCCUUGGAGCUUCAAAAUGUGGAGUUUCAACGCUACGUGGAUGCGAUCAGAAGACAGACAGGACCUUUCCUCGAGCAGACCGCUUUCAUCGAGGCUUUUGAAAGUCCUUCCUUGCUUGAGGUUGAGUUUAGGAGCUCCAAAGCGAGCAACGCCAGCGAAGACAAAAGGAAUCGGAGCUGGGUGAAGUCCGGCUUCAACUCGAAAGGACCGUCACCGACUUGCAAGAUGCAGAAUCGAGGGCAAACGCUGUCUGCGAAGCUGACCCACUCUGAAAUGGAGCAGAACCAAGACCCUGGCGCUCUCGAGGAUCACCAAGAGCGGGGAGACUCGUCGGCCGAGGCUGCUGUAGAGCAAGUGUCUGAAGCUUAUGAGCAACCUGGAGAUUUCGUGCAAUUGCUAGAUUCCUGGAAAUGUGAUGAGGGAUGUCCGCAGGCUGAGGCUCCCAUCGAUCAGCGGGACCCAGCGAGUCCUCUUCGGCAGGAUCAGUUGAUUGAGGAGAAGAGGAACCGCGCACAGCAGCGAAAACAGCGGCGUAUGGAAGAAGCCGCGUUGCCACAGGGGCGCGCAGCAGCCGCCUUCUCAGCCUCCGCCAUCAUCUCUCUCUCCGAAGGCUGGGACUUCGCAGUGGCAGCCGAGACUCAUGCUCCACCCGCGGGCCCGCAGAAGCUGAUCUGGUCGAAAGACAUAGGUCGCAGGGUCUUUGGCCGCCGCCUCACAAGCCUUGACUUGAAGGAG
Symbiodinium necroappetens is the source of this 786-nucleotide messenger RNA. NCBI's taxonomy places the organism in Eukaryota, Dinophyceae, Suessiales, Symbiodiniaceae. The record is from the annotation of a GenBank genome assembly.